This is a messenger RNA of Oncorhynchus mykiss (rainbow trout), 4164 nucleotides long. NCBI's taxonomy places the organism in Eukaryota, Metazoa, Chordata, Actinopteri, Salmoniformes, Salmonidae. The record is from RefSeq and is a predicted model, not a curated record.
UGGUUGAGUUUCCCUGGCACUGUUUCCACAUGCUAAAGUCAUGGGACCGAUAUUAGAAUUUUUCAGCAUCAUGUUCAAACAUCUAUAAGUGACUUUGUAGAGCUUCACAAUCAAUUAUAGAUACUUUCAGUUGAUUUGGAGAUGGUGCAUGAAAAAUGCUAAUAUCUGUCCCAUGACUUGAAUGGGAUUUAUGUCAUUAUGUUAAAACGUUAGCAUGUGAAAACAGUAACAGGGAAACUAAACCAAAAGCAUGGAUUGUUGUCAUACAACAGGUUACUUUUAACAAGGUAAGGAAACCAUUGUGGAAUUUUAGAAUUUUUUUGAACUAUCCAUUUAAACAUUUCCCAGGCAUUACUGACUUAUUCCAGAUUUUAUAACUUGUGGAUAAGUAUUUUAAGUUUCGGCUAACCAUAUUAUGUUAUAGCAAUCUGUCAUUCGGUGAUACAGUCGAUGGCAAGGAACUGAUGAUGCAUGCAAUGUCUGAGAAGGGGUAUGCGACGCUUGUCUGAUGGCUGAUCCUAUCGUCAUCAGAUGUACAAUAGACCAGUACUGUGCCUUUAAGAAGAGAGCUCGGUCAGCUCACAAUCCUCUGGUUCUCCACCUUCCUCCCUUCUGUUGAGCUUCAAGGGAUAUCAACCGGGCCCGAGAUAGGCUACUGAUAAGCAAUAUUCAGCAUUCAAGGUUAGUCGAACAGGAGAAGAAUGGAUCCAGUUUGAGCAUCUUGACUGAUAAGACCCUGUCCAGUUGCUGAGUGUGAUCCUGUAACCAUGGCGACCUGUGGGCGUGGCUGUGUCCCUGCAGUGCGUUUCUGCCAGAGGCUGAACCGACUGAAGACCCUGGAUGAUGACUUGAUGGUGACGUCAAUGAAGCGUUGCCUGACCAUGGUGGACCUAGCCCUGCUGGGUGUUGGUGGCAUGGUGGGCUCUGGCCUAUAUGUCCUGACUGGCACUGUUGCCAAGGACACCGCUGGACCUGCCGUGGUCCUCUCCUUCCUCAUAGCAGGCAUCGCCUCCCUGAUGGCUGCCCUCUGCUAUGCAGAGUUCGGAGCUCGUGUUCCCAGAACGGGCUCGGCCUACAUGUUCACCUAUGUUUCUUGUGGAGAGAUCUGGGCCUUUCUCAUUGGGUGGAACGUAGUGUUGGAGUACAUGAUUGGUGGAGCCGCAGUGGCGCGGGCGUGGAGUGGUUACCUGGACUCCAUGUUUAACCACACCAUCCAGAACUACACAGAGAACCACAUAAUGAAGUGGAAUGUUCCCUAUAUCGCCCACUACCCUGACCUGCUGGCUGCCGGGAUUUUAGUUGUUGCCACUAUCUUCAUAACCUUCGGAGUGCGAGUCUCCUCUUGGCUCAACCACAUCUUCUCAGCCGUUAGUCUAGUUGUCAUACUCUUCAUCUUGGUGUUUGGCUUCGUGCUAGCCGACCCAGUCAACUGGAGCCAGAAGGAAGGAGGUUUUGCACCAUUUGGUGUUAAUGGGGUAAUGGCGGGCACAGCCACCUGCUUUUACGCAUUUGUUGGCUUCGAUGUGAUUGCAGCCUCCAGCGAGGAGGCAAAGAACCCCCAGCGAGCCAUUCCCAUGGCCACAGCCAUUUCCCUGGGCAUGGCCGCCACAGCCUAUAUCCUGGUCUCCACAGUCCUCACUCUCAUGGUGCCUUGGCACUCGCUCGACCCCAACUCAGCCCUGUCUGACGCCUUCUUCCGCCGAGGCUACAGCUGGGCUGGCUACAUUGUGGCAGUAGGGUCCAUCUGUGCCAUGAACACAGUGCUACUCAGCAACCUCUUCUCUCUCCCUCGGAUUGUUUACGCUAUGGCGGAAGAUGGCCUCUUCUUCUCCUUCUUCGCCAAGGUCAACCCUGUCACCAAGGUCCCUGUUAAUGCCAUCUUGGUGUUUGGCCUCCUCAUGGCUGUCAUGGCCCUCAUCUUUGACCUGGAGGCCCUGGUCCAGUUCCUGUCCAUCGGCACCCUCCUGGCCUACACCUUUGUGGCAGCCAGUGUCAUCGUGCUGCGCUUCCAGCCUGAGAAAGAGAAGACCAGUUCCAAGGCUAACUCCACUACCUCCCCCAACUCUAACCCUGAGCCCUCGCCUGAAGUCUCAGAGUCUCAGAUCAUAGCUCAGGACAGUGGGGAGCUGAAGGAGUAUGAGUCCUUCUCAGACAAGCUGCAGCUGGUGGAGAUGCAGAAGACCAGGGAACGGAGUGCCCCAGGGGUGUUGAAGGCCCGCUGGGAGCCUUACCUGGGCAGGAUGCUGGGGGACUUUGAGCCAGGGGAAGUGGUGGCCUUUUCUGUGCUGGCGGUGAUGGUGAGCUCAGUGUCCCUUUGUGCCGUGUUUGUGUUUGGGAGUAACCAGCUUCAGCUGCCUACGUGGAGCAUCGCCCUGCUAAUAGUGGUGUUUGGCUCAACCUUCCUUCUCUGCCUGGUCAUCAUAUAUGCCCAUGAACCUCAUGUCAACACCAAAACCUUCCAGGUACCCUUGGUCCCAUUCAUUCCCGCUGCAAGCAUCCUCAUGAAUGUGUUCCUAAUGCUGAAGCUCAGCCCCAUGACCUGGAUCCGCUUUACUGUAUGGGUGGCUGCAGGUCUGCUUGUGUAUUUUGGCUAUGGGAUCUGGCACAGUAAGGAGGGCCUGAGGGAGAUGCAGCCCAAGGAUAUGGCAGCCAGGUAUGUGGUGCUCCCCAGUGGCAGCCUGGUAGAGACAGUCCAGUCUGUGCAGCCGAAUGGACAGCAUGACGCCAGCACCCUCCACACCACUCCAUCCCGGUCUGCUGAGGAGCAGCAGGCAAAGAGAUGAUGUUUGGUGUGUAACCCCACAAGGCUCUGUUUCUCUGCAUUAGUAAACACACAUCACAGGAUGGGACUCACUCUCAUUAUGAAACAUAUUUAUAGCUGUUAAUAUGGGAACAUACCUUUUUAUAGCUAUCCAGCAUUGUUUACUAUAUUAUUUAUUUCAAUAAACCAGCACGUGUUUUUUUAUUGUUAGUAUUGCUCUCAACUUUAACGUCCCUUUGGCACUCACAAUUGAAUGUUUUUGGAAGAUGGAAAGUGCUUAUGAUUAUGGCAUACAUUGAAUCAUGAUUAGGGCUGUUGCGGCGACCAUAUUACUGCCACACCGGCGGUCACGAGACAGUCAUGAAGACAGUCAAAUUCCAUGUGACCGUUUAGUCACGGUAAUUAGGCUUCUCCAAGCUCUGAUGCUGCUGAUGGUUUAGUAGCCUACCAAACUUGCUAACUGCCUGGUACUCAGCACUUUGUCUGACAUCGAUGCAAAUGUAAUUAACUUUUUCAAAUCCUAGUCGCACACGUCAUGCAGCCUAGCCCAUACGCAUAUGUUUUGUAUCACAACUAAAGUGGCCAAUAACUUCUUAGAAUUAAGCACAUUAAUCCGCUUUACAAGGGGUGCAGAGCCUAACGGGCAUACAUAAGCAAUGUGUAAGUUUCAAGUUUGAGUAAGAUAAUUUUCACCAUAAAAAUGCACCUAUAAUAAAAGCAUUACAUGCAUAAUGCAAUUACAGUCACUUUUGAUAGUGACCUACUCUUAUUUUUGUCUGUUUAAAAGUAAAUGGACAGUUUUCCCAAUAUCUUCAAUAUGCACCUCGGAAUUGUAUAAGGACGUGCACAGUUGCGUCCCCGAUGUGUCUGUCUUCACUUGUAGCCUGUGAGAAAGACCAGAUCACUGCUGGAGAGCCAUGUGAGUGAGAGGUGCUUCAGAGCGUGCAGCAUUCCACGCUUGAUAUUUUUAGGGUGCUUAAUGGCCACACAAAGGGGAUGCCGCCGGGAAAUUCGAGGCAUUAUCAAGUGCUUGUCAAAUUGUGAAUUAGGGACUGAUGUAGUGUGUACAGCCUACGCAAAAAACAAAACAGAUCUCAUGCCUUUCAAGCUUUUUUCAAGUCAUCAUUAGUCGCAUCAUGCAGCCUUACAAUGUGUUAAAAAUCAAAACAGAUAGACCAACGUUUGUAGAACAACUAAAGUUACAUUAAUAACUCUAAAUUAAGCAUAUAGGAGUACCUAUUUAUUUGUUAACCGCUCAACGCAGAAUAACCGAGUGUGAGUUUGGAGAAAAUAUCCUUUCUAUUUUAUUCAACUUUGUUCAAUUGUAUUCUUCAAACUAUAAAAUAAUGCCACGGAAUUCUAAGCAAAUCUUGUCUGCUAAAUGAACUAGUGUAGCCCCCAGC